AUGCUUCAUCUCAAAGUCCAGUUUCUGGAUGACUCUCAGAAAAUCUUUGUGGUUGAUCAAAAGUCCUGUGGGAAAACAUUAUUUAACCUCAGCUGCAACCAUUUGAACCUGGCAGAAAAGGAAUAUUUUGGACUGGAGUUCUGGAGCUCUGCAGGGCAUGCUGCCUGGCUGGAACUUCUCAAGCCCAUCACAAAGCAGAUUAAAAUGGAUCCAGGUCAUCUGAAAGAAGAGUUGACCAGGUACCUGUUCACCCUUCAGCUCAAGAAGGACUUGGCCUGUGGGAAGCUCCCUUGCAGCGAGAACAGUUCGGCUCUGAUGGCGUCGCAUCUCCUCCAAUCCGCGCUGGGCGAUUUCCAUGAAGAAAUGGACCGAAAGCACUUGGAAACGCACAAAUACCUGCUGAACCAAGAGGACCUGAAGAGCAGCAUUAUGUGCUACCAUAAGAAGCACAUGGGCAAAACUCCGGCUGAAUCCGAUGUGCAGCUCCUGGACAUAGCGAGGAAGCUGGAGAUGUACGGCAUUCGUCCCCACCCUGCCAGCGACGGGGAAGGGACCCAGAUCAACUUGGCAGUUACCCACAUGGGGGUCCUGGUGCUGCGGGGAAACACCAAGAUUAAUACCUUCAACUGGUCCAAAAUCCGGAAACUGAGUUUCAAACGGAAGCAUUUCUUGAUCAAGCUCCACGCCAACGUUUCGGCUCUUUGCAAAGAUACACUGGAGUUUGCCAUGGCGAGUCGCGACACCUGUAAGGCUUUUUGGAAGAUGUGCGUUGAAUACCAUGCCUUCUUCCGCCUCUCCACGGAGCCAAAGUCAAAACCCAAAGCUUUUCUCUGCAGCAAAGGCUCCAGUUUCCGUUACAGCGGGAGAACUCAGAGGCAGCUGCUGGAACACGGGACCAAAGGGAAGCAGAAGAGCCUGCCCUUCGAGAGGAAACGCUAUUCCUCUCGCUACCAUGACAGGCAAUGCCGCUCCUCCCCGGAUCUGCUAACGGAUGUUUCCAAACAAAUGGAAGACCUGCGGCUUGUCUACGGCACCAUGGGGAGCUACUACGGCGCCAACGGCAUCCACACUUCUGAGCCCACGCUGGACAAUCGACGGAGGAACUCGGCCGUGGAAGUCAUCUUUGCUGACGAGCUGGAGAGGUCGAAACCCGAAGCAGACCCGACGGUGCUGCUGCUCCAUUCCCAAAGCAGCUCUGCCUUCCCGGUGGUCUACACGGCGUUGGACCACGAUUGGGAACCGGACGGUCUCUACGGGCCAAGGAGCCCGCUGACCUCUUUCCAGCCCAGCUCCAGGCUGGACGGCACCAGCCAGAGCCCUUCCCUGAGCAGCGUGAGAGAGAGGAGCCCAAGGCAGCAGCUGAGGUACACCGAUGUCCCCUAUGUGGCAGCGUCCCACCAGCCCUCCGAGGUGGCGUCUCCUCCCGUUUUCUUCUACGUGGACCGGCCACCUCAGUACCCCAAAAGCCCCACCGUUGACCGGGCUGAGGAAAGAGGGGCGGAGGCCAACCUCUGCGAGGCACCCAUGAAGCCACCAAGGAACCCCAAGUCGAGGGAGCCUCUGGCCCUUCCCCAGGCCACCUACAUGACCCACCUCAGUCUGGAGGAAGACGACGAGAACGUCUUUGACUACGGUGUUCAGGAGGCCCCCAAAAGAUCUUGGAGCCAGUCGGACGUCAAAGCCGUCCGGUUCCCUUGCGGCUCCGAGUUCCGCCCUCUCGGACCCUGCCCUGUCUUGACCAGCAGGAAGGUUGACCUCUUGCAAUGCGUGCUCAGCCAGCCGCCCUUCCCAGAACCUCCCCGAGGCCAGCGAGCCGCAGAGCGCUACACGGGCAGUGGGACCGAAUCCAGUGACUCCGAUUCAGACCUCCUCCCGGACUACUAUGCCCUCUACGGGCGGGUGCUCCAAAGACCCCGGGUGCGAAUUCACCUCUCCUCGGGGAGCCUCCAGCUGGAGGGAGAGGAGACCCUGGUUCCUGCCGCCACCAUCCACCAUCCUGAGAGCACCUCCAAUUAUUUGAUGUAG
Molecule: messenger RNA, 2025 nt
Organism: Notechis scutatus (mainland tiger snake)
Lineage: Eukaryota; Metazoa; Chordata; Lepidosauria; Squamata; Elapidae
Gene: FRMD7
Product: FERM domain containing 7
Biological process (GO): regulation of neuron projection development
Cellular component (GO): cytoskeleton
Molecular function (GO): cytoskeletal protein binding; guanyl-nucleotide exchange factor activity
Source: RefSeq, a predicted model, not a curated record